CACCUUGGGACACAUUGGCCCCCUCAUCAUGUCAUAGUCCGGCCCUCUGCAGAGCAAAUCAGCAUCGCAGUCGAAUCAUGUCAAGAUAAAAAGGGUGCUAUGAGUACUAAUAAAAUUUUAGGUACACGUAUAUCGCGUUAGUCCGUCCCUCUCAACAGUACGGUAUCAUAAAUGAGAGUUGUCCCUUUUGGUGUCAAGUGACUUCUCCCUUUCUCCUCUCCGGAGUCCUCCGCGCGCAAUUUUGAUGAGUCUAGAAGCCAUUUGGAAAGAAAAAGAAACGAAGUAUCCAACGAGUUCCCCUCACCGGUCUUAUUUGUGGCUUAAAAAAAAUACAGUGUCUGGAUUCCGACCUUAUUUUUCUGAUGGAGCACAUGACCGAUCGUUGGGGACCUUAGUGUGGGAUGAGAGGGCGGCGUUGUGAUAGCUGUCAAUGGCUUUAUGCAGCUUAGAGAUAGUGCGCAUUCAGAUAUUUGAGAAUUAUCGGUGUAAACGCCAUGUAUUCCAAAGUUUCAGUCGCAAUUGCCAAAAGGAAUGAGAUGGUCAACUGAAGCGAGAUGAGAGAUAUGCACGGAGAGUCAAGUCUUGUGAUGAGCGAUAUCACAACAGAUCUAGAUACAGUUGAGUGAACAUUGAAACACACGAACCAACAUAAAUAUUGACAGUAUAAUAUGGCGGUUUAGCCGACGAAAAAUCGUGACUCUUGUCAGGAACGGCGAGUCUAGGUUUGAGUUUCCCGGCGAUGAUGUUAUUCUGUGGCACCGAGGGGUCCUCUUGGAUCUUCGUUCAGGACCAUCUUACCUUCUCAAGCGUUUUUCCCAAGAAACCCAUGUAGAUGUGUGGCUAGUCUGCGAAAAAAAAACCCCCGCCGAUACCCACUUGUACCGCCGCUGUGAGAAGCUCCAGCACUGCGUUGCUCGAUGCUCACAGCGAUCACCGCUGGUUUGCCCCUCCACCCUAACAGCCCAGAGCCAGUAUUAAAUCUUUAAGAUCCCCAGGACAGUUGUCCUCUGUUUUUCUCUUUGCAAGAAUACCGAUCCUCCCGUGUGAAGUCCUCAUAUAUACCCUUUUUCAUAUCUUUACUCGUAUUUUUUUCUUUGUUUCCUCACAUAAUGGCUGGCUCUCCUCUCGACCAGAAUGCUGUCUUCGUACACGACAACAGUGUGCCUCCCGUGCACACCAGCCUGUUCGCUCUCUUCUCGUUGAAGGGAAAGACUGCUAUUGUCACCGGCGGUGGUGCCGGUAUCGGUCUUGCUGUCGCCCAGGGUCUCGCUGAAGCCGGUGCCGAUAUUGCCUUGUUCUACAACACAAACGAGAAGGCACCAGAGCGUGCUGCCGAGAUUGAGAAGAAGUACGGCGUUAAGGCCAAGGCAUAUCAAGCCGAUCUCCGUGACCAGAAGAAGGCCGAAGCCACCAUUAACGAGGCUGUCAAGGACUUUGGUCGCCUUGACGUUUUCAUCGCUAACGCCGGUAUCCCAUGGACCCAGGGUGCCACUGUUGACGGCCCCAUUCAGCACUACCUCGAUGUUGUUCAGACCGACCUCGACGCUACCUGGUACUGCGCUCGUGCUGCUGCCGCUCACUGGCGACGACAGAAGGAGGAGGGUACUGACGUGAACGGCAAUAAGCUUGAGAACUUCACCUACGGAAGCUUUGUUGCUACGGCCUCCAUGAGCGGUCAUAUUGUCAACAUUCCUCAACUCCAGGCUCCUUAUAACGCCGCUAAGGCCGGUGUCCGCCACCUUGGUAAGCACAUCUGCUCUGUGUUUUGCAGCACACGAUUAUCCUUUUCCGCUGACAGCCAACAUAGUCAAGUCCCUUGCCGUUGAGUGGCCCAAGUUCGCCCGUGCCAACACCAUCUCUCCUGGUUACAUUGCCACUGAGAUCUCCAAUUUCAUACCCAAGGAGACACACGAUCUCUGGAAGUCCAAGAUCCCUAUGGGUCGCGAGGGUAUGCCCGAAGAACUCAAGGGUGCUUUCUUGUACCUCGCCAGCGAUGCUUCUAGCUACACUACUGGAACCGAUAUCAUCGUCGACGGUGGCUACUGCGCGCCAUAAAUUCAUAAGAUCCAUAGAUAUAGAGCGAGUCCGACACGAUUCGAAAAGUGACGUGUUUUUGCAUAGAUUUAUCAAGGUUGAUUUUGGUUUAUCUUGAUGACAUCAAAGGAUUUCUCUUGCGAUUGACGAGAUUAUGCGAUUUUGUUUUGUUGUUCUUGGUGACGAUUGCUUGAACAAUAGACUUUCAGUAUAUAGAUUGAAUCGGCUCCUUCAAGACCGGAAAAAAAAUCAAGUAUAUGUUGACCUGA
Messenger RNA from Talaromyces stipitatus ATCC 10500, 2303 nucleotides. Its product is annotated as carbonyl reductase, putative. Gene Ontology annotation, molecular function: oxidoreductase activity, acting on NAD(P)H, oxygen as acceptor. Gene Ontology annotation, cellular component: intracellular anatomical structure. The transcript is spliced from 2 exons. The record is from RefSeq and is a predicted model, not a curated record. Lineage: Eukaryota; Fungi; Ascomycota; Eurotiomycetes; Eurotiales; Trichocomaceae. Bases 1110 to 1826 code for a protein of 238 amino acids.